GAACUAACUUUUGAUAAAUAAGUAGACGGAUUAGAAGAAGAAAUCCCUCUCCUUGUCUCCACCUGCUAUUAUUCUCAAUCUCCGCCGAUGCACAUUACAGAGAGCCGUAUCGUCGGGAAUCUGCACUGAAGGAAACAAAUAUCGCGAACCAUCGUCGUUUUGGCCUCUUCUGCUCAAUUGCAAUAACAACAACCAUCAUAAAAUGAAGCAAAUAAAGGAUCCAUUCGAGGCAGCAUACGAAGAGCAGCAGCAAGAGGAAGAUGAAUCGCCACCCGAAUCGCCUAUUGGCGACUCAUUAUUACAUUCUCAGACACCACCACUACCGGUUUCCACCACUUCUCAGGAGCACCACCACCACCACCACCCAGUUGUUCAUAUUGUGGCAGACGAAGAUGAUGACUAUGAUGAUUAUGAUGAUCAAUUUGGCACCACCAGUAGUGCUGCUACUGCUGCUGAUGGGGUGCAUUCUAGUGUUAACACUGACCCAUCAAGUUCUGCUGCUGCUGCUGCUAAUGCUUCUACCGCACCUAUGUUGUCGGGUUCGAGAAUUAACAAAGCGAAGAAUAACAAUAAAGAAGAUGAUGAUGAUGAAGAGGAGGAGAAUGUGGAUGUUGAGCUCUCUAAGUUUCCUUCUAGUUCUGACUCUGUUAAAAUGACUAAGAUGAAGGCUAUUUUAUCACAGUUCUCUGAAGGUCAGAUGACCAGGUAUGAAUCAUUCAGACGAUCUGCGCUUCAAAAGGCUAACAUGAGAAGGUUGCUAGUGAGCAUCACUGGAAACCAAAAAAUUUCUUUACCAAUGACCAUCGUUGUUUGUGGAAUAGCAAAAAUGUUUGUUGGUGAACUUGUUGAAACAGCUAGAAUAGUAAUGACAGAGAGGAUGGACACUGGGCCAAUUAGACCAUGCCACAUAAGAGAAGCUUUUAGACGACUAAAGCUUGAAGGCAAACUACCAAAGCGAUCAGUGCCAAGGCUCUUCCGAUAGAUAUUCCUACAUGUAAACUGAUUGGUAAAUUGCAAUGGUAACCUUCUGACAUCACAUCUUUCAGUUUCCUAUUAUCAAAUUUUAUGUCAUAGUUUUCAAAUUACAAGCAUUUGAGCUCCAAGAAAUGAAAUGUCAGAAUCUUCCCAGCCAGAAAGAUUUAGCUGAAACCCUUUUUUUAGCUGAUCAGGUCAGUAGUAGCCAAUGCAUAUUGCUUGACGGAAGGCCAGAAAUGACUAUAUAACUGAAACUAUCAGGUCAGAACUGGCGCUUGAUAAAAAUUCCGGUAAAAUUACAGUAGAGAAGUACAUUCAUAUACCAUUAUCGUUUUCUUAUUGCAAGAAUCUUUAUGUGCUUUUCGGAACAUUGGCAUUUUUUAAAUAAUAAUUUCUUAUUAUAGGUUUGAUGUA
This is a messenger RNA of Mercurialis annua (annual mercury), 1389 nucleotides long. Its product is annotated as transcription initiation factor TFIID subunit 11. The coding region runs from base 203 to 982 and encodes 259 amino acids. Gene Ontology annotation, cellular component: nucleus; transcription factor TFIID complex. Gene Ontology annotation, molecular function: transcription coactivator activity; protein heterodimerization activity. Gene Ontology annotation, biological process: transcription initiation at RNA polymerase II promoter; RNA polymerase II preinitiation complex assembly. The record is from RefSeq and is a predicted model, not a curated record. The transcript has 5 exons. NCBI's taxonomy places the organism in Eukaryota, Viridiplantae, Streptophyta, Magnoliopsida, Malpighiales, Euphorbiaceae.